Messenger RNA from Morchella sextelata, 321 nucleotides. RefSeq lists its product as uncharacterized. The record is from RefSeq and is a predicted model, not a curated record. Bases 1 to 321 code for a protein of 106 amino acids. Lineage: Eukaryota; Fungi; Ascomycota; Pezizomycetes; Pezizales; Morchellaceae. The transcript has 5 exons. Gene Ontology annotation, molecular function: methylated-DNA-[protein]-cysteine S-methyltransferase activity. Gene Ontology annotation, biological process: DNA repair.
AUGAAAGUCUACACUCUCUUAAAACAGAUCCCGCCCGGGAAAGUAAGCACCUACAAAGCGCUCUCCACCGCGCUCUCCUCUUCCCCGCGAGCUGUCGGCGGUGCCUGCCGGAAUAAUCCGUAUGCGCCACAAGUGCCGUGCCAUCGCAUCAUUGCCUCCACCGGGUAUAUCGGCGGCUUCAUGGGCGACUGGGGCCGCGACUCACCCGCGGAGGGGCAGUGCGCGAAGAAGCUGGAGCUGCUGAAGGGGGAGGGGGUGGAGUUUGAUGGGAAGGGCAUGUUGGUGGAUAAGGGGCGGCUGUGGGAUGGGUUUACGGUUUAG